Messenger RNA from Microplitis demolitor, 1863 nucleotides. RefSeq names its product outer dynein arm-docking complex subunit 4. Bases 1 to 1863 code for a protein of 620 amino acids. The record is from RefSeq and is a predicted model, not a curated record. NCBI's taxonomy places the organism in Eukaryota, Metazoa, Arthropoda, Insecta, Hymenoptera, Braconidae. Gene Ontology annotation, molecular function: protein binding. The transcript is spliced from 4 exons.
AUGUUUCAACACAAAGACUCGGAAGCUUCGAAGCUACUUUGUGAGAUGCAUCGUGAGUGGGGUUUGAGGUUCAAUAAGACCCAGCAGUAUGAAGCAGCAGUAGCUGCGUUUGAGAGAUCACGAGAAGAGGCCGGCGAUGAUGAUCCAAGAACCCUUUUGGGCUUAGCCGAGGCAUUAGUUAACUUGAUGAGGUACUCUCAGGCAGAUAUUAUCUCGGAAAAAUGCUUACAGAUGGCACCGAAGAAUUAUCUCGCCAAGUGGAUGAGGAUAGAAACAUUGUACAGGAUUGGAGAAUUUUCAAAAAGUUUGAUACUAGCUUAUCAGGCAGGACACUCGUGUCGCUAUCCAUUCGAGGAUGCAAUUCAUCGUGCUAAUGAGACUGUCGAGGAUUGCCUGGGUUAUAAUACGCUGAAGGAUAUUUUGGUGGCUUUACUUCCUUGGAUGAAGAAGUUGGAGAAGCGGCGCAACGACCUGAUAUCUAAGUUGUCGGAACUCAAGGAUGAGUUUGAGGGUAUAGAUCAAGAUCAUUCACGAUUUCCAGCUAAUGAUCCAGUUUACCAACGCGAGUAUCGUAAUAAAAAAUUCAAUGACAUGUUAACACGCAGGUAUCUUGAGCCACUGGCAGUUGAUAAGUUUUUCGUUGAGAAUUUAUUUAAAAAUCCGGGAUUUAAAACGGCGAAUAAAGAGGCGAGCCAGAGGUUACUUACUCUGGCACAAGAGCUCGUGACAGGAUCAAAUAAAGUAAUCGAGGUUAAUCGUCUUCGAAAGCCACUUUACGUCUAUUACUUUAGAAACAGGAUUAUACCAUCUUCUUUGAAACGCGCAAAUCUAAAAGAUAAACAACUGCGUAAAGAUAAUAUUGUUAUCGAGGCUAAUUCACUGCUGAUGAGGCUUCACAAAGCACGCGUUCAACGUGACUAUAAAAGUUUUUUUAUGUACGUUGAUAGAGUUAAAAAUAAAUUUGAUUCGUAUAAAGAAUCCAUGUUUCCGAUGAAAAAAAAAUGUUUGGAUGAGUUAUACAGAAUAAUAUCACGAGCAUACAUUGAUGCAAGAGACGUGACAAGUAUUAAAGAUGAGAAUGAAAAGAUAAGAUACUUAAAACAUCAUCUUGGUUUGCGCGAAAGCACGUUCCCAACGGACAGCGAUCUCGGCUGGGUACCAUACAGUCUUCAAAGCCGGAAAAAAGCCCCAGAAGUGUUCAGAAAACGUCUGGCCAUGGCAUCUGAGCCACUGGAGCUUGCGUGGUUGUUUCAUGAAUUUGCUAAGCUUCAUGUUGACAUGCGACUUCUUGAUGCCGGUCGUUAUUACGCGAAAAGGUCACGAGACAUGGGCUUGCAAGCGCAAGACGACAGAUGGGUAUUAAAUGCUAAUCACUUGCUCAUGAAAAUUGAAAUUCAUUCGAGGAAUAAAAAUGAAGCUCGCGAUGCUGCACUCCUGGCUUAUUGGUGUGCGAAAAAAAUAGGCCUGGAUUAUUUAGUGGACUUUUACAGGCGGUUGGUUGCAUUCAUCGAAGGUGCUGAUGUUGAUAAGUUUUUUGGUGUCGAUGGUAUUGCGAUGAGAGAACGUUUGAUGGUUAAAUUAAUGCCGGGAAAAUUUAAACGAGAUAUGGAUCUGUUAUUGCAACGAAUUAAUUUUAUACCGGCUAAACGUAGAUUGUCUGUAAUGCCUGGAUGUAAGCCCAGGGAUCAUAAUUUCAAAAUGCCCUGCAGGAGACAUUCGAUAUUGCAGCAACGCCAGCAACAAUAUGGUGAAAGCUUUUCCUGUAAUCGAAACCGAGAAAUGGAAAUGAGACACGAUUCACUGCGACAGUCUGCUCCUUCACGUCAUAUUCUUGGUUGGAUGGACUUUGAAGAUUAUCUGUAG